Molecule: messenger RNA, 1293 nt
Organism: Neltuma alba
Lineage: Eukaryota; Viridiplantae; Streptophyta; Magnoliopsida; Fabales; Fabaceae
Product: probable serine/threonine-protein kinase PBL3
Exons: 6
Coding region: 1-1293 (430 amino acids)
Biological process (GO): protein phosphorylation
Molecular function (GO): protein kinase activity; ATP binding
Source: RefSeq, a predicted model, not a curated record
AUGGGAAACUGCUUUCGGCAGCGUCCCAAGGUUGAUGAUACUCUCCCCUCUCACCCUAUUUCCGGUACUACACAUGUUUCUAGUAGAAGCAACCAUUCAUUUGCUCAUUCAAGUCCAGUGAAAGGAUACAGUGAUAAAGCUAAGCCUCAGACACUCCCCACUCCAAGAUUGGAAGGUGUCAUACUAUCCUCCCCACAUUUGAAAGCCUUCACAUUCAAUGAGCUUAAGGAUAUUACUAGAAACUUUUGUCCUGAUAAUCUACUAGGAGAAGGAGGAUUCGGUAAUGUCUAUAAGGGGUGGAUUGAUGAACAAUCUCUUGGACCUGCAAUGCCUGGAUCCGGAAUGGCUGUCGCUGUAAAGAAUCUUAAGUCAAAUGGUUUUCAAGGCCAUAAGGAGUGGCUGUCUGAACUCAAUUAUCUUGGUCAACUUCAUCAUCCAAAUCUUGUCAAACUUCUGGGAUUCUGCCUUGAUGGGGAUAGUCGGCUUCUGGUAUACGAGUACAUGCCCAAAGGCAGCCUGGAGAAUCAUCUAUUUCGCAGGGCGGCACAACCACUUCCUUGGGCAACAAGGAUCAAAGUCGCUAUUGGUGCUGCUCGAGGCCUUACCUUCCUCCAUGACUCCGAACAACAAGUUAUCUAUCGUGACUUCAAGGCUUCUAACAUCUUAUUAGAUUCGGAAUUUAAUGCAAAGCUCUCAGACUUUGGCUUUGCCAAAGCAGGGCCCACCGGCGACCGUACUCAUGUUUCCACUCAAGUCCUUGGUACUCAUGGUUAUGCUGCUCCUGAAUAUAUUCUCACAGGUUGGUUGACUGCAAAGUGUGAUGUCUAUAGCUUUGGGGUUGUGCUAUUGGAAUUACUAUCAGGACGGCGUGCCAUUGAUCGAACGAAAUCCGGAGUUGAACAGAAUCUGGUAGAUUGGGCAAGACCUUAUUUGGGUGAUAGGAGGAAGUUAUUCCGGAUUAUGGACACCAAGUUAGAAGGGCAAUAUCCACAGAGGGCAGCCUAUACAGCUGCAAUUCUUGCUUUACAGUGCAUUAGUGAGGCCAAAAUCAGACCCCAGAUGUCUGAAGUUCUGGCCACUCUAGAACAGCUUCAACUUGGCAGAACUUCAGCGAGUUCAUCAUCUAGAUCUAUCGCAGAAAGGAGCCCCUCCUCAAGCCCUGUGGUAGAGCGAGGUCAUAAAGACACAUCCUCUUUGAGACAUAAUCAUCAUUCAACAGAGACAGUGUCUAUCUCCGUUCUCUUAAGUGAGACCACUACGAGAUCCCCCUUGGCAUCCCCUGUAAGAUAUUGA